Phacochoerus africanus (Common warthog) is the source of this 647-nucleotide messenger RNA. It is a transcript of the gene RPS14, whose product is annotated as ribosomal protein S14. The transcript has 5 exons. Gene Ontology annotation, molecular function: structural constituent of ribosome; small ribosomal subunit rRNA binding; mRNA 5'-UTR binding. The record is from RefSeq and is a predicted model, not a curated record. NCBI's taxonomy places the organism in Eukaryota, Metazoa, Chordata, Mammalia, Artiodactyla, Suidae. Gene Ontology annotation, biological process: ribosomal small subunit assembly; translation; maturation of SSU-rRNA from tricistronic rRNA transcript (SSU-rRNA, 5.8S rRNA, LSU-rRNA). Gene Ontology annotation, cellular component: ribosome; cytosolic small ribosomal subunit. Bases 142 to 597 code for a protein of 151 amino acids.
UCUCUUUCCGGUGGCGGAGUCUGAAGGCGACGCGCAGGUAGGCUCCCUGGGCCGGGACAAUCGAGCGGCAUCCUGCGGCCUGGGGGCCCAGCGAGGUUCGGGGCGGGGGGCUGAGGUUUUGCCGCGGAAGCCAAGCCAGAAAUGGCACCGCGCAAGGGGAAGGAGAAGAAGGAGGAGCAGGUCAUCAGCCUCGGCCCGCAGGUGGCUGAAGGGGAAAAUGUGUUUGGCGUGUGUCACAUCUUCGCGUCUUUCAAUGACACUUUCGUCCACGUCACCGAUCUCUCGGGCAAGGAGACCAUCUGUCGCGUGACAGGCGGGAUGAAGGUGAAGGCCGACCGGGAUGAGUCCUCUCCCUACGCUGCCAUGCUGGCUGCCCAGGACGUGGCCCAGCGCUGCAAGGAGCUGGGCAUCACUGCCCUCCACAUCAAGCUCCGGGCCACGGGCGGGAACCGGACCAAGACCCCUGGGCCAGGCGCCCAGUCAGCCCUCAGAGCCCUCGCCCGCUCGGGAAUGAAGAUUGGGCGGAUUGAGGACGUCACCCCCAUCCCCUCCGACAGCACCCGCAGGAAAGGGGGUCGCCGUGGUCGCCGCCUCUGAACAGGACCCCUCGUGUUCCUUUCCGUAAUAAACUGCCUUCGCUGAGCGGA